AUGAUAGAUAUUGGUGUUGCACAGAUCUCACACACCGGAAAAGGAGAGUUCAAGCGGCUCAUUAGCUUGAUAAAGAGCUUAAUAAUCCCAAGAAUUAGAGAUAAGAUACCAUACAAUAAUUUCGCUCUAAACGGUUCUAUCUCUACGAUAUCUGACUCAGGCCAGAAAUUGUCAAUACCAUUUUCCCAACGACUUCCACGGGUAACAGCACAAUUUGGUAUUGAACGGAACGAAGAAUCUCAGCAACUGCUUGGGAACUGGUGA
Molecule: messenger RNA, 264 nt
Organism: Cylicocyclus nassatus
Lineage: Eukaryota; Metazoa; Nematoda; Chromadorea; Rhabditida; Strongylidae
Source: the annotation of a GenBank genome assembly